CAUUUCACAGUGAGCAGACGGCACUAUGCAACGGAAUCGAAUAGAGAGGUCUGCUUCAAAACGAUGGCGUGGCUCAGUGAGAAGAAUUAUAGCGUCUUCAGUGUAUAAUCUGUCAUGCUUCACGCAUGGCUGCAGCACGGGCUGGGUGUCUGGGGUUCUGGGGAACGAGGCCCUGACAGGCGGUGCCUGGCUUGCAGCUCUACCCUGCCUGGUGGCUCUGCCUGCUGCACCGAUGUUCGCAGUACUAGCUGAUGUGAAGGGAAGAAAGGCUGGCGCGUUUUUUAUAGGACUUAGUUUUAUUUUCAGCUGGUCUUUAGCAGCGUGGUGUGGAGCCAGAGGUGUUUGGGCGGCUAGGGUCGCUGCUGGGGCGGGCGGCGCGGGUGCGUUGGCCCUCGCCCCACUGUAUUGUGCUGAAAUUGCCCCCAGAACUAGAGGGCUUGCAGCUAUGCCAGCUUUAGCUUGCAGCUGCGGCAUUCUCUUCGCCUACUCCGCGGGCGGUCUUCUUUCUGCGCACGCGCUGUCUUUGUCAAUGGCUAUUGCACCCGCACUUCUGCUCAUAUCUUUACUAUGGCUGCCUGAAACACCUUCUUUUCUUAUUAAUGUUGGGAAAAUUCAGGAGGCGGCUAAAGUGAUGUGCUGGUUUGAUGGUUCAGACUUCAGAGAAGACUUGACAGAUGUUAUUGAGCAGCAGGAAGUAAGGAUACGAACGUCGGAUUAUGCACGACGGGAAAUGUCAUAUGAGUCUGAGACUUCACAACCAAUGUUAAAGAAGAGUCAAGAAUCUGAUAAGAGAACUGAGGGGGAGAAGUCAGCUUGUAAGGAGUUGUUCUCACAUCGUCGUUCGCGUCGUGCACUUAUAUCUUGCUUCGUGGUAAUCGGCGCGGCUGCCGGCACCGGUGCAGGCGCCUUCAACAGUUUUGCGGCUGCUGUGUUGCGACAUUCUGCUCAUGAAAUACCAGUACUAAAUACAACUGCUUAUAAUUUCUCCAUUUAUAACGGGACAUUGCCACGAAAACUGUUCGAGUCAUCUGAAGCUGGGUCAAUGUUGUGCGGCACAGCGUUGGUACUGGGUGCAGCCGUUGCUACAGUGACUGUUGAUAAAGUCGGACGAAAGACUCUCCUCUUAUGGUCGUGUUCCGGCAUCGCUUUCUGUUUAGCCGUUUUAGGGGUGUACUGUGAUCCACAUCUACAAGUGAACACGUUCUAUAAACAUCGUUUCCUAACCAAAAAGUUCACCAGAGAUAAAAGUAUCAGAGACAAGAUAGAAUUGCCAGAAAAUUUGACAAUUUACAACGAUUCACUCAAAUAUGGGAACGACACAAAAGCAUGGUACAGAGUAGCAGAGAACUAUAACGAGACAGAGGAGCAGUGGUCUGUCAAAUUUGAACAAACCAUAGAGAAGGAUGAUAUAUCAAUAUGGCUGCCGGUUGUCAUGUUGUCUUUGGUACUGUUUUUAUAUAAUAUAGGCCUUGGAUCAGUGCCUUAUGUAUUGAUAUCAGAGUUGUUUUAUGUAAACGUUCGAAGCUUAGCGUCCAGUUUCCUCAUAACCUGGAUGUGGCUGAGCAACUUCUUCGUGCUACGCUAUUACGGAACUAUAGCCUUCUCUAUUGGCCUCCACGCCACAUACUAUAUAUGCUCCUCUAUCACUCUUAUAGGGGCUGGAUAUAUCUAUUUCAUUCUUCCUGAGACGAAGGGCAAAUCUCAGAGUCAAAUCGACGCGUCACUUGACGGACCCUGGCUUUUGACGUUUGAGAGGAAGAAUCAACGAUGACAGACGGAAGUGUUCACCAUAGAGCGGAGUGAGUGAACUAAAUGUCUAUAGUUGAUAACUGAAUCAAGAAUGAAGUUUUUAAAAAGUUUUAAUUUUUGGAUUGAAUGAUCAAUAUAGAGAUUCUAAAUGGCCAACUGUAAAGUGAGUUAUCAAGUGUUAUGCUAUAUUUUGAAGGAUCAAAUCAACGAAAACUCUGGAAUGAUUACAAAAGAAUUUAAAAUAGGAGCGCCUUGUAUGUAGUACAACUAAAUUGGCUUAUUUUAAGGCGAGGAUGAUCAAAUAAAAAGACUUCAUUGCUUGAGAUAUAUAUUCUAUUCCAAAUUACUCUAAAGAGGUCUUAGAAAAAAGGUUUUAUGCUAACGUAACCUACAAUCCAGAAUAACAGUUGCUCUUGAUCAUGUGACUCAAUUAACUGGUUCUAUGAAAAGCGUUUGUCCCAAGGCUCCAUGAUUUUAAGAGAGAAGAGAAGAAAUAAGUGUUGUAAUUGCACACUAUUCAUUAAAUUAUAUUUUUACUAUUGAUAUUGUAAAUGUUUAAGAAAACAAACAAGAAUUGCCAAAACUUGGCUAUUUUAUGCUUCGAUAAACAAGUCGUUAUAAUCAGAUAUUUUCCUAAUAUCUUAAGAAAAUAAAACACCUUUACCCGUAUAUCAUGUAGAUAUAUUAAGAUUUUAUAGAUGUAUAGUAUUUUCGGAAAUAGUUCAACAUUUCUGGACAAAAACGUUGAUCUACUCAAUAAUUUAUGCCCCUGUAUAAUCUCUUGUCGCAGUGUCUGUUAGGCGUAUUUAUUAAAUAAGUGUACAUUAAAUGCUUGUUAAGGUACAGUCAAUUAUAGUGUUAAAUGUCAAUUUUGUACCUAUUCAGAAUAUUGUUCCAUAUAAACUCCCUUAUUUGUAAAAAGUUAUUUUUCAUAAUUAUACUUGUUUUGGCGCGUUAGGGAAAAAUUAUGAGAGUAAACUUUACGAUGCGCGCGCACACCGUCGCGAAAACCGACAACCUGAAGUUAGUUAGUUAGAAGUAUAUUCAUCAUUUUUUGAAGUUAUACUUCUUAAAAAUAUAAUCAAUCAAACCCGAUCGAGGUUUUCUAAGAGAUGUUUAUGAAACUAAUUACUUUUUGUUUGUGUUUAAUUAAGUAACGUCUCGUAUUUUAAGGUAAUUAUAUUUUUAUAGUUAGUGUUAAAAUUAUAAUAGAUUAAGACCGAAAAAUCUGAUGAAUCCUUUAAGUUUACUUUACCAUAAUGGCCCAAAUGACUUCAAUA
Molecule: messenger RNA, 3029 nt
Organism: Pieris rapae (cabbage white)
Lineage: Eukaryota; Metazoa; Arthropoda; Insecta; Lepidoptera; Pieridae
Product: facilitated trehalose transporter Tret1-like
Exons: 10
Coding region: 26-1771 (581 amino acids)
Biological process (GO): transmembrane transport
Cellular component (GO): membrane
Molecular function (GO): transmembrane transporter activity
Source: RefSeq, a predicted model, not a curated record